ACGCACACACACAGGCCCCGCCCUCUCUCUGGCACAUAUCCCUGGAAUAAUGGCGACCGGUCUGUUCCGCCUACCGCUCCGAAUUUCCACUCAAAAUGUGGCUUUAUUAAGCCGGAAUCCCGGCUUAAAAGCAUCAAAUAUAUCACGGAAGACUCCAGUUCGGAAUGCAACAUCGACGCCGUCCGGCGCAGUCCUACCGAAGCCGGAUAAAACCCCCUUUGGACUGAUCCGCAUGACGGCUGUGGUGGUGCCCUUCUUGUAUGUUGGUACUCUGAUAAGCAAGAACUUUGCAGCGCUCCUAGAAGAGCAUGACAUCUUUGUCCCUGAGGAUGACGACGAUGACGACUGAGCUGACGGCAUCAAACAAACGGAUGCAUUGCAAUACUGAGUAAAUGGAGAUGAGCUGGAAUAAAGAUGUGUGGCUGAGGUGGAACAUAUAUCAAUCACUCUACGUUCGACCCCCAGUCUCUUCUGCUGUUUAUCAUAUUUUUUAAUUUAAUAAAUAUAUGGAAUAUAUCAUAUCAUGUGAAGCCAGCACCCUGUGAUAUGUGGCAUCUUCACUCUUCUCGCAUGCGGUGGUCUUAGAAACUCAAUGGAGUUAAUACAAAUAAAAUACUUCAG
This is a messenger RNA of Synchiropus splendidus (mandarinfish), 621 nucleotides long. RefSeq names its product essential MCU regulator, mitochondrial-like. Gene Ontology annotation, biological process: mitochondrial calcium ion homeostasis; calcium import into the mitochondrion. The record is from RefSeq and is a predicted model, not a curated record. The coding region runs from base 50 to 349 and encodes 99 amino acids. The transcript is spliced from 3 exons. Gene Ontology annotation, cellular component: mitochondrial inner membrane; uniplex complex. NCBI's taxonomy places the organism in Eukaryota, Metazoa, Chordata, Actinopteri, Syngnathiformes, Callionymidae.